AUGCGUAGGGUUACCUUUUUAACCAAUUUUGGACGCAAAAAAAGGUAUACAUUUCCAAGGAAGGAAAAAAAUCCAUUCGUGCUUUGCAAAAGCAGAAGAAGUGUAGCCACCAGCAUCAAUGCUGUGAUAAGAAGCACAAAUGGCGACGAUGUAAAGACAAAAUUGGAAGGAAGAGAAGAUGAUAUAAUUUUACAAAAAUCCACAUGCUCGGCCAUCCCUUCCCCAAUAAGUGAUUACUACCAGUACAACACAAGUGAUCUCAUCAAAGUUUUAAAUGUAUACAUAAAGUCCAAGAGUGAUAAUAUCGAAUUGUUGAAAAGUGUUUCGACGAAUUUGCUGCUGCAUAAAGAAAAAUUAAGAUACGGGGAGAUUAUCACAUUGUUAAAACAAUUUUCCGUGAUAAAAUGCAAAAAUUAUUUUUUAUUUUGCUAUUUUAAAGAUGUCCUGAUGGAAAAUAUCCAUUUAAUUACAUGUGAUGAUUUAGUGGACAUAUAUUUUUCCUUCACAAAUUUGAAUUAUUUUCAUCAUAAUUUUUUUUUCCUAAUUGAGAAGAGAAUAUUUCACAAUUUCCAUCUUUUAAAUUUAAAAAAAUUAAUUUGCUUAAUACAAUGCUUUAACAAGAAAAAAAUUAUCUCCAAAAAUUAUUUGACCAUAUUACUUUAUAGUAUAUCAAAAAAUAUAAAUGAGUUCGACACUUUUCAACUUUCUGUCCUUUUUGUUUUUUUUAAAAAUUUUAACAUAAAUAAUAGCAUCCUCAUAAAUUCAUUAAUUCAUAAUUUUAACCAACAUGUGAAUCUCAGCUCUGAGUCCAAGCAGCUAGCCAUUUUUUACAAUUUUUUGUCUUACGUUGGUAAGAGGUGCCAUAGGAAUUAUCACUACUUUGCAAAGGAGAAGGAACUCAUCGGCUUGAUAAGGAAUUUUGCUUUGCGGUAUGAUGAGCAGUGGGAUCCAAAUGCGCCAGGUGGAGCGAUGGGAGGUGAAGGUUGUACAGGGGUACACACCAACACAGUCUCCGACGCGCUAGGGGACACAGCGGGAGCCAUACAAAGAAGGCUGUCCAUUUUGGAAAGUAAUUUUCUCACCCAAAGUGACGAACUGCAAACACUGAGGGAGCAUACGAAUGCCCUAAAGCAGAAUUCGUACAACGUCAAUGUGGUGUACUCCAUUAAGAAUGCUUUAAAAAACGUGGAAGCGAUAACGAGGAAGAAAUUGAAGAGCAUGCCGAUUGAAUCUUUAUGCUUGAUAUCCUCUUCCAUAGCAAACAUAGAUAAAAAUAAAUUCCUCCUGGAAAAAGUCGCAGAGGAAGUUGGUAAACAGUCGACCAAAUUGAGUCCCCUGCUGGUGAGUUUUCUCAUGCUAUCCUUUAGCAAAGCGAGUCACAAACAUGGGAGUCUAAUUUACUACUCGUUGCAAUUUUUUUAUAAAUAUCACAGUUUUUUUAGUGUCAAUGAGGUGGGACUGCUGUGUAAGGCGCUGCACAAUUUUUCCCUUAAGGAGAACGAAUUUGUGGACGUGCUGAAUGGGUUUAUGUUGAACGUGCUGGGGGGGGGCAACAGUGAGGACACCCUCGUUAAUAGAAGUGGGGGCAACCUCGUUGAUAGCAGUGAGGGACGUGCCGAUAGUAACCCGCGUGAGGACCACUUCAAUUACAAUGCGGACGAUGGUACGUCCUCUGGAAAGCAGGUGGAGAAACUCUUUUUCGAAAUCGAGAAGAGCAUCGAUAAAAGCAUUGAACAGAUGAAUUACGAAGAUCAAUUCACUAAUUUGAGGAGCGUCCAUAUGGAAGAGGGAGGUAAAACUUACAAGGACGCAAAGGAAAAGGCAGGUGAACGUGAAAAUAAAAAAAUGUACAGUGAUUUUGUAAACUUUAGCUUUAUUGAUUAUGAAAAUAUAAAAAAGAACAAUUAUUAUCCAAACAAUUUGUACAACAUAAAAAUGAGCAACAAGAUUUAUAUAAAUAAUGUGAUAUACAUUUUGGAGUACUAUGCUUUCAACCUGGUGAAUAUUCCCGAAAUUUUGGACCGUUUCUGUGACUUUUUUUUAGAAAGAAACAUAAAUUAUAUCCUCUACUCGAGAAUAUUUUACGCCUUUUAUCUUCUGCAGUAUAGGGGGAAUAAGGUCUACCAAAUGAUUGACAAAUUUAAUGAGUGCCAACCCCUGUAUCAAGUGAUGUACAAGGAGAGGCACAUGGAGAAGCUGUUGGGGUCUUUAAUUUAUUUUUAUGAAAACAAAACGGAAGAGAAUAAAAUGCAGAACAUUUACUUUUACGUUUUGUCCAAGAGCUACUUUUCAUUCAUUUUUAAUUUUUCAAAAUAUAUUUUAACAUUUUUGUUUAUUAAAAAUAGUAAUUAUGUGCUACACAAAUUUUUGGUUCAUAUAGGGGAAAUAUCGUUGGGCAGGGACGACUGCAUUUAUCUGCACAAACCAAACAGAUUGCAUUGA
Plasmodium coatneyi is the source of this 2442-nucleotide messenger RNA. RefSeq lists its product as uncharacterized. The transcript has a single exon. The record is from RefSeq and is a predicted model, not a curated record. Bases 1 to 2442 code for a protein of 813 amino acids. Lineage: Eukaryota; Apicomplexa; Aconoidasida; Haemosporida; Plasmodiidae.